Messenger RNA from Gryllus bimaculatus (two-spotted cricket), 4080 nucleotides. The record is from the annotation of a GenBank genome assembly. Lineage: Eukaryota; Metazoa; Arthropoda; Insecta; Orthoptera; Gryllidae.
CGUCUGUAAACGUAGACCAUGGACAUUUAUCUCGUUUUGAAAAGCCGGGAAUACUACUUAAGUGAGAAAAAACACGUACGAUGUGCGCUGCGUUAAUGCUGCGGCAGUGCUGCACUCUACUCCCAUCUGGUCCCAUUCAGCUCCCAUUGUACUAUCAUGUGUUAUUGUGAGUGUUUAGGUGGUUGUUACAGUUUUAGUGUGUUGUCUCGAAUUCAAUGGAAAUGUUUUAUUGUAAAGGAAUCAAUAUCAUCUACGUCAACAGCGAUAUGAAACUCAUGUGUAAUAGUUAGCUGGGAGUUGUUUAUAUAAAUCUACAUUUGUUUUGUUGUUAUGAAGCGAAAGCUGGAAGAAAACGGUGAAGGCGAAGGACUACCCAAGCACGUGUAUGGUGGACCUAUGCAACAUUAUGGGGGUUGGCAACCAAGAGGUCAAGGAAAUAUGCGGGGUGGUUCUGGCGCCGGCGGUGGGGGCGGAGGAGGAGGAGGAGGUGGAGGAGGAGGAUUUAGAGGUGGAAGAGGUGGCCCUUGGAGGGGACCUCGGAUGCCAAAUAACCAUGGACCUCGGGGAUUCUUUCGUGGAAAUCGGGGACGAGGGGGUCCAACUAGGUUCCCCUAUGACAAUUCACAACAAUUUAAACAGCAAUGGCAUCAACAACAGUUUCCUCAUGAACAUCACCAUCAACAUUCAGAAAAUGACAACAGUGAAAUGGGCUCUACACAAGGGGGAAAUAACUGUGUGAAUUGUGCCCAAGUUAUCGGCAAUAUGGGUUGCCAUUGCAAUGAGAGGAGAGAUGUUAAUAAUCAAAGUGGAAAUAGUGCUAAUACAAAUUUUACAAGUGAUGCAAAUAACCGUACUGCGAAUUCUCUUGGCACUGUGCUUGAGGAAGGGUCUUACACAAAAACAAAAGUAAAGAGGCGUCCCAUGUCACAAAAUUAUUCCUCUAGACCAUGGAAUAAGGAGGAUGCUGCAAAAGCAUUGGCUGUAGAAACAGCUCAUAUGAAGGGAAUGAAAAAUGAAAGUCUGAUAAUUAGGUUUCCUGAUCCUGAAUUAACUAAGGAUAUGGUGAAAAACUUCCAUUCGGGAAUUGAAAAUGUUCAUUUCCAAGUUCCAAGUAGUCCCAGGUAUUGUUUUGUUCAGUUGGCAGAAAAUGUUAAUCCUGAUGCAGCAAUUAAAGAGCUUUCAAAAAUAAAAUUUGGAAAUGGGAAACUUUUAGUUGAAAAAAAAUUUUCAAAGGAAGAAGAAGAUCUUAAACCUGAAGCAAUAGAUCCAUAUACGUUGUAUAUUGGAAAUUUGCCAACAAAUGUUAAUGUUGCGACUGUGAAAGAGAAAUUUCCUACUGCUUCAAGAGUUGAUGUUGGAUUUGCCCAAAGAAUGAAAUGGACAAGAUAUGCAUUUAUUCGUUACACAUCGGUUGAUGAUGCAAUAGAGGCCUUCACUCUCAAUCAUGACUUAAUGCUGGAAUCAAGAAGCCUUAUAGUUAGAUUUCGAAGAGUCCGGGGUCCGAUAGGUUUGCCUGGAGAGAGUCGACAACAAAAGCCUCCAAAGACUGCAAAAAAAGAAGCUGUAAAACCAAAGAAGGAAAAAGAAAAGAAUGACUCUGGGAACUCCAAAGGAGAAACACUAUCUCGCCGACUGUUUCAACAAAUAGAUGCACAAAUUCAGGACUUGGAUUAAUCUUUCCGUUGAGUGAGAUGUGAUGAAAUUGUGCAUUUUAAUUAUAUGUGUUGAAAUUUGGAGUAAUUGGCACGUUUUAAGUGCUUAUUACGCUUCCUAGCUUCAUAUAUGAAAGAAAAAGACUUCAUUAGAAGAAAUAGGACUUCAUUUUUACACAACUGCAUUGAUUUUAAUAUCCCACAAUUGUAAACAUAUUGGAAAGUGAUGUGUAUGUGAAUUAUUGCUUAAAAUUGACUGAAUAACAUACACAUAGAGAACAGUGUACCUCGUCUUUGAUGUGAUCUUCAGUUUUCUUUUUGUGGUUAUGAUUAGUUGGUCAACAAUUUUUAUUUCCCCCGUAAUGUUUGAAUUACUGUUAUUGUCUGAGUUUCCUUAAUUUUUUUAUUGUAAUGGUAUGUUCAAUUGCAUAGUAAGUAGCUUUAAAGAAUUAUACAGUGGUUCAAAAAAAAUAUAGAAUCUUAUUGUCCCUGUAUAAUGAUACAACUAAUGUAACAACAUGGAAUUCUUAAUGUAUGGUUGAAUGCUUACAUUAAAAAUAAUAUUAUUUGGAACUUCAAUAGAGAGGUAUUUUAAUGAGAAUUUCUGUUCAGUGGUUACAAAAUGCAGUUGGACCUCCAUAUAUUGAUGUUUUGUCUUCAAGAAAAUGUAAUUUAUUAAAAUAUGGUAGACUAUGUGUUGUAGGUAACUUUUUGAAAGAAAUUGCUGUCUUAGACAACCUAUGAGAUAUAUUUCUAUGUUAACCCUUCAAUGUGUAGCCUGGGUUGGGUGCAGUAGUGUUCCAAGGUGGGUGAAUGGAAAAAAGCAGUGACUUCUCUAUGGAAUCAAGUAGUCAGCAAAGUGAAUUCUAAAGAGUCUCCAGACGGCAUCUCGUUGCCAAGGGUAAAAAUUGAUACCUGCAAAUAAGAGUGAAAGGAAUGUGGUGUUAAAACUUAAUAACACUUGAAAUUAACUUAAAAAGGGUAUAAAUUAAUUUGCAUAUACCUGUAUUUAAAAGUAUGUAGCACAUACGUUGGUGACCACAUAAGACUUAUACACUACUAAUUUUACAAAUACAAAUCAUCUUGUUUCCUACUACACUUUCUUUACUUUUGAGUUGACAGAAUUGAAAAGACUUACGUAUUUUCCCGAAUAUAAGACGAGUUUUUUUUCUCUGAAAUAUCUCAGUUAAAAAAUUUGGGGUCAUCAUAUAUUCACAGAUUAAGUCUAGUCGGUUAGUGUUUAAGUUUUUACAUUGCCAUUCCAUGUCAUUCAUAAAUGUUACGAAACAAUAAAUUGCAAAGAUGUUAAAAAAAUUGCGCAUACAUGCAACGAUAUCUGUACAUAAUUAAAUUCGUGUUCAUUUUCUUGGAAUCCACUGCAAAUUUGAGCAGCCCGAUGUUUUUUAAUGAGCCUGUAAAGAGAGAGUUUCAAUACGAAUGUGGCAUUCUGUCAAAUGAAAUGUUAUGUGAAAGCGAAUGCCAUGAUUUUGUUACACAUUGUAGAUUCAGCAAGUGUGAGGUGAAUAGAAAAUCUGGCAGCACACAAGGGAAUGUUCUUAGGUGGCAUCUGAUGAACAACUAAGUACAAUCUAAAUCUGAACCUUUACAAGCCUUAAAAAAAUUUUGUCCCGUGAAGUGAAAUGACAUUUUAGCAGCAUUAAAACAGAACCUGUCCAACGCGGAAAUGGAAGGGUUUUUAAUGUCCUGCAGUGAAAAAACUAUAAAACGCAAUUACUGUGAAUGUAAUGUGAUUGGCAGAGGGACAAAGAAUUUCUUAAUGGAAUAAAUACAUCUGCAAGUCUGUUUUAAUUUCUCUGUCCUUGUGAUAGGCGUUUCUGUGGCAGACAAAGAGAUAGGGUGAGCUUCAGUGAAAGGCGUCAGCUGUCAGCGUAAAAUUCGACCUGGCCUUGCUUGUCUCGAGCUGCAUGCAAGGGAUUUCCCUCCCUCUCAGGAUCUCUGAGCAUGGGAAUUUGUUCGAGCAUGACAUCUGUUUACACAUCUCAUGAGAAUCAUAACCUCUCGACCAGUGGCCACAUUGAUCAAGACCAUGAGAGGGUAUCAGUAAGACACAGUACACUGGGCUGUGAUGGAUUGUGUGUUGAAGAGAUGAUGAGCAGUCCAGCUGCAGCCACUAUAGUCUGAGAUGGUGAAUUUUUAUGACCAGUUUAACAGUGGGCAGAAAAAACAAAACUAAAUAUUAGUUUGUCAACUUCUAAAAACCUUAUAGGAAAGGAAUUAGUAAGUGGGAAACCAAAAAGCAAAAAACUCUAGAUAACUGUUGGAAAAAUUAUAUUAUUUUAGUUCACAAGUUUUGAAGAUUUUCCUUACAGUUCUCGGAAAUGUGUUUAAUAUUAAUUUAUUGGUGAUUUCUUCCAUAAAUAUGUUAUAUGCAAAUAUCUUUAUGAUUACAAUAAAGUCAUGUAAUAUA